UUCAGGUGGAUGUCAAUUCAAGAAAACAUGGCAAGGCAGAUGGUUCCAAAGUGGAGUUCCAAACUACCUACUCAUCAAUAGUUCAUACAUUGAAACUAAAGGAGAAUGCUAUGAAGAACAAGGAGACAAGUUUCUGGUUUACGACAAAUCAGAAGAUUGCUACAGAUGUAUGGUACUUCAUCCGAAACACAGCAGCGUUCUCCAGUACAAAGAAACGUACUGCGAAGCAAAAGCGUCUCUUAAUGAAAUAUGUCAGCUCAUCACUGGCGAUGCGCCUCUCUACAGCUUAUUCCGAAAGAACCCUGAGGCAAAACCCAUACCGUGUCCUUUCAAAAGCGCUCCAUUUACGUUUAGCUACAAUAGGAUGACAGGAGAUUGCAGUAACCCACCCAGCAAGGCUGAAAGUUGUACUGACGAUUCCAGGUUGGUACUGAAAUACCAGGCAUGCCCUGACGUACCAUCUACUGAAAGCAAUGUUGAAGAACUGGUAUGUUUAGCAACAUGGAAAGAAGGCUCGACUAGGUAUUUGAUAGGUAAAAUAUCCCAGUUUAACAGAAGAAGUGUAUCAGAUGAGGACCAAUACAGAUGUUUUAUAUACCAAAGAAGCAUGGAAAAUGGAAAAACUAUCUACAACGUUGCUCAGUCUGGUGAUGCCACUUGUACGGGCCUUGAUGCCACUGCUUUUGAAGGAAGUAGAACCAUGAAAUUAACCACAGUGGACGAUCAACAUAAAAGGUGCAAGUUUCCUAUUUGGAUAACCGAUCAUCAUACUUGGCUGAGUUUAGACCACCAUAAAACUUACCGAUUCUCCCAAAGAAAUGCUACUUUAAAAAUAAUGGACGACGAUCCACCGAAACCUAAUAAGGUUCAACCAAAUUUCGCUCAAGCAUUCGCUUUCGAAGAAUUUGGUUUCCAAUCUCAAGAUCAGAAGAGGCAAAAUUCUGAGAUGAGGGUUGUUUGCCAUGGAAUUCUGCAGCAGCAGGAGCAAAAGCAAGUACAGAUUGUGGCUCAUAUCACUGCAGGAUGUGAUAGCGGCUAUGUCUGUAUGGUUUUUUACAAAAGGGAUUCAAACGUUAUCGAAAUUCAACAAACGGAAAAUUAUGUUGAGAAUCCUGACGAAGCGUGUGCGAAUUUUGAUUCAACUUCUGCACCAUUUACUACUCUGAUAACAACAACUCUCCAUCCGAAAAAGUGUCCCCAUCUAGGUCGAUAUACUGUGACAAGUAUUUCACCUCAAGCGGAAAAAAGGAAACGUAGGCAACUACCAGAAGGUAAAAUUACUCCAGCUGAUCCUAAAUCUGACUGUGUGUCUGAUGACUAUGAAACAUUAUCAGUUGGAUGUAGUGGAUCUCAUGAGAUGGAAUUCCGAUCGGGUUGCUCUCAAGAACCUAAUGCAUAUUCAUGUCACGGAAGUUGGGAAGAAAAUGGCAUAUCAUAUGUAAUUACAACCCCUGUGGCAAGGAAGUCGACUGAUGCUCUUCGUUACUGCUUCAUAUAUACUUUGGCCGACCAAGCAAAUUCAGGAAUUAUAGAGGGAAACCUAGGAAAAGGUGUGGGACCCCCCAUUCUGAGGCUCUCGGGCAUAUCUGAGAGCUGUCACAGAUCUAUAAUACCAGGUGUUACUGGCAAUUGGGCCUUCAAUUUCACCAGUAACGGUACAUGUGCUGAAAGUGAUCAAACUAACUCAAGUCAGCUGUUGCUCCCAACCCUUGUAUUGGUCAUUUUGUCCUUGAUUUCUGUGAUCAUUAUGAGAUGAUGAAAGAAGGCUAUUCUGCAUACUCUGUCUGAGUACUAAGUGUUCUCACGGCCAUGUUAAGAACAAUGAUCGACAUUAGUGGAAUUUUAUAAAUCGCCCGGGUUAGAAGGUAUAUUGCAUCUGAAUCAAAAAAUGCAGAAAAGGAAUUAAAAUAAUUAUCAAAACUCAUUCAUAGCAAUGUUGAAGAAUUUAGGUAUUGUUUUAGAUAGGUAUUCAAAAAAGUUAACAAAAAGAUCUUAUGAAAGGUUUUUUAAUUCCGAAGCAAUAUUACCAUAACAGGUAGCAUUUUUAUGUUGAAUUUAAUAUGCUGCAGCUGUGAAUUGGGAAGUGCUGUUUGUGUGAUUCUUGUUAGGCUUUGUGAAAUAUGAAAUUUAUUUAUUUUUACUCAAAUAACGGACAGUUGUGUACAUUGCUGUAAAAAAUAUUAUAGAUGACAUUGUGAAAUGUUCUCAGCCACAAUAUUUUUUGAAAAAUCUGACAUAGAGCUUAUGAUACAACGAAUAUGUUUAUAAACGUUUUUCUUGCCAAUAAUGAGUAUGUGGUUGAAAUCAUUUCAAUAUAUUACUUUUAGGUUACUUACAUUUCAUUUAUUUUCUGGUCAGCACAAAUUGUUUUCUUCCUUUGUAUUUCUUAUUUGGUAUGACGUGACUAUUAACUGUGAUUAUGAUGAGGCAGCAUGUUAAAAAAAGCUAAUUGUAGUUUUUAUUUUGCUUAUUCUCCAUCGAUAAUGUCAGUAUAUCUUCCUGAAAUAAGAACUGUGAAAUGACCACUGUUGAUAUAUUGAAAUAUAUGUAUUUUAUACAUUUGAAACUUAUCACUUUGGUUGUUCAAGAAUGGAUACAAUAUUAUCAAUCUCCAGCAUCCAGAACUAGAAAAUCAAAGUGGUUGUUCAAUUGCUUUAAUUAUUUUUUGUUUUUAAUAUACAUGUAGAUGUUGCCUCCCUUAAACAUAAAUUAUUCUAAAUAUGUCUGAGAAUCAGUUGUCUCUAGUAAAAAUACCAAAUAGUUAGAUAGGCAUUUUAUACUAAAGUCGGAAUUCUCAUUACAAUAGUUUAAAAUUUUUAUAUAUUUGGUACUUGAUAUUGCCAAGAUUCUCGUAUAGAGUGGCCACAGUUUAGUCAAAAUCCAAUUUCCAAUACCCACCUAAGAAUAAAAUUUAGUAAACAACACUUUGGGAAUUGACUAAAUGAGCUGAAAGAUGGAUUUACAGAAAUAAUAGGAAAGAGGUAUAUUUUAACAAAAAUGUAAAGAAUGUACAUAUUUGAUAGUGACAGAUUAGAAAUAUAAAAAUGUUGAAGGAGAGAAGAAUAUUGGAUAUUAUACAGGGUGACUAAAAAUAAUCGAAGUUAGUAUGCAAACACUUCGACAUUUUUGGAUACAUCUUGUGUAUUUUGUUUAAGUGUAUUGCAAAUUUUGUUAUGUAACUGACACAUUUUCUCACACAGCCAAUUUUUGUGUAAUAUAAUGUUUAUAUAAAUCUAUAGCCACAGUUUUGAAUGAAACAUAUUCAUAAAUAAUAUUCACCUCUCAGAAUAAAAUAAAAAUGUUUCACAAGUUGUCGAUAGUAUUGAAAAUUCAAUAAGUAACAUCGCUAUGAGGUGAAAUUCAUACUCUAAAAAUCAAUAUAGGACUUUAUCUCCAUUACUUCUGAGCUUGAAGAAGUAAGCCUCUUCUAUUAUUUGUGGGAAAUAUACUUCAACAUUUGAAAUUUAAAAGAGUUGGUCAAGUUUUCCAUUUGAACAACAUGUAUGAAAUAUCUAAAAUGAAACAUCGUUUAUUAAUUUGAAAAACAUUCUUAAGUCAAUGCCUUCUUUUUAGAGUUCACUGUAUGGAUAACGACGUGAUUGAAUAUCUAACUUUUAUGAAUAUGUGACUGAUUCUUUUUGUAUAUUAUUGUACAUAUGUGUUGAUAAGUGUUUUUAUUUAAUUUUUAUAGUAUAAAAAUGUAAGAAGAAACAGUAUUGAUACUGAUUUUUGAUACAGCAUGAAAUGAUUUCGAAAAUAAUUUUAUUGACGUUUUUCGAAAUUGUUUCUUAUAUAUUGUUCAUCAUAUGUCGCCAUUAUUUUCUGAAGAAUUAUUUUUACACACUGUAUUUUCGAUUUUUGAACUUCUUUGCCAUGAUAUAAUCAGUGUGACUAAGUUUCUGCAAUUUUCAAUAAUAGUGUGUCCAAUGUUUGCUUAUCUAUUAUAAGGGUUAUAAUUACUAUAUUUUGACUAUGAAAAAUAAAAGGAAAUACAUACUCA
Molecule: messenger RNA, 4000 nt
Organism: Leptinotarsa decemlineata (Colorado potato beetle)
Lineage: Eukaryota; Metazoa; Arthropoda; Insecta; Coleoptera; Chrysomelidae
Biological process (GO): autophagosome-lysosome fusion
Source: RefSeq, a predicted model, not a curated record